AUGAAGGGCUUGCUUGAUUUGCCACCGGGCGAUAAUAUUAACGAGAACGUCCAACUAAUACGAAGUUACUAUCGCGGUGGUCAGGAAUCACCACUGCACUGCCGACGGACUUUGGAUCAAUUCACCUACCAUAUGCUGCAUGAUACAGAGAGACGCGACAACAGCCAAGUCAUGUCGCGGUGGGUGAGCAAGGAUGAACCUUCUAUUUCCAGGGAUGACUGCCCCGUACUCAUGGUUGACCAGCUCUGGCUGUGGGUUCUCGAAGAUGACAAGACUGUGAUUACGUCGCUCCCGGACACGUGGUGCGCGGACAAAAACUACAACUUGGCAAAGUACCUGGCCGAGGAGAAGCUCAAAGGAAACGACGACAGGCCGCUCAUGAAAGACACGCUGGACCUUGCAAACACCAUUAUCCGAUACAGCGUGGACUUUCUCAGGCGUCCAGGUCCAUAUGAAGUGACGUUGUACGAAUGUUUUCAGUCGAGCAUCACCCUCAUUUUCAAAUCGCUUGUUAGAGAGCUCAACAAGAACACGCUUGACGAGCAAACCCGCGCAACUAAAACCAAUUCCCUGUUCCAGCUCACCACCGAGACCCGGCUGCUCGCUGAAAUCAUGGACAUCUUGGACGAGCUGAAAACCAUCCAAAAUGUAUUCAAAGAACAGCGAACGGCCCUCGCAAAAUGGAUCAAAGUGCUCUUUCCCAGUCGAUUAUCACUUGCCACCGAGGCUUAUUACUCACCUUCCUCUCUGUACCGUGACAGCAGCGGCCGGGCCGACGACGAUAGCGACAUUUUGGACACACCUGAGUCAUACAUGUAUGGUGACAGGACCUCGUCGAGCCUUUAUGAUGAGCCGGACCCUCUUGACUCCAUCGGUAUGUCAAGUCCAAGACGGCCGCUAGCAUCAGCAAUGUCAGGCGGUGGGCCGGCCUCCCCCACAGCAAGGGCUCGGGCCGCGGGGCGACGCACCGUGCAGUUCGCGGACGAGCCGGCCAUGUUCCAAAAACCGAGGGCAUUGGCGCAAGCGGAGGAGAUUCUGGAGUUGGCCCAGGUGAAUAUCUCCACAAUCAAGGAGAUGAUGAUAUAUGCGGAGAAGGUUCGCCAGGAAGUGAGUUAUUCCAACGUUCUUUCUAUGUCCUUGUUUUAG
Molecule: messenger RNA, 1146 nt
Organism: Dichotomopilus funicola
Lineage: Eukaryota; Fungi; Ascomycota; Sordariomycetes; Sordariales; Chaetomiaceae
Exons: 4
Coding region: 1-1146 (381 amino acids)
Source: RefSeq, a predicted model, not a curated record